GGAUUUACUGAAGAAGAAAAAGAAAGCAUGGCAAUAUGGCUUGUUGGUCCUAAAACACUCCAAAUUCAGCCUUACAAGCUUCCCCCUCUUGGGCCACAAGAUGCAAGAAUCAGAAUCAAAGCCGUAGGUAUCUGUGGAACUGAUGUUCACUUCUUCAAGGAGUUGAAAGUGGGGGAUUACAUAGUAAAAAAACCGAUAAUUCCAGGCCAUGAGUGUGCCGGAAUAGUCGAGGAAGUAGGGGCCGACGUCAAGCACCUGUCUCCCGGCGACCGUGUGGCCAUCGAGCCGUCAAUAGCGUGCUGGCAGUGCCACAGCUGCCGCCAAGGAAGGUACAACAUGUGCCCCGAUUUGAAGAUCUUUUCCCUGCCCCCUGUCAACGGCGUCCUCGCCAACCACAUCGUCCAUCCCGCCAAAAAUUGUUUCAAACUACCCGACACAUUGACCUUCGAGGAAGGCGCAAUGUGCGAGCCCCUCAGCUGUGCAAUACACGCUUGUCGGCGCGCCAAUGUAGGUGUCGAGACCAAUGUAUUGGUAGUUGGGGCCGGACCGAUCGGACUCCUCACAAUGCUUGCGGCUCAGGCUUUUGGAUCGCCAAGAAUUGUGGUCCUCGGCAUAAAGGAUUCACAGUUGGAAGUGGCUAAAACUCUCGGCGCGGAUGGCGUUGUAAAGGUUUCGAGAAACAUUGAUGAUGUGGAAAAAGAAGUCGAGGAAGUUAAAAAUGUGAUGGGUGCAAGAAUCGAUGUAAGCUUCGAUUGCGUAGGGAAUAGCAAGACGAUGUCGACGUCACUAAAAGCCACAUCGUCGGGUGGAAGGGUUUGCCUUAUCGGAAUACGGAAUGUCAAUCUGACUGCACCACUAACAGACAACAUUGCCAUAAGGGAGGUGGAUCUUGUGGGAAUAUUUGCCUACACAAACACAUGGCCAUUGGCAAUCGAGCUUUUAAGGAGCGGGAAGAUAGACGUGAAGGCGUUGAUCACGCACAGAUUUGGAUUCUCCCAAAAGGAGGCUCAAGAAGCUUUCGAAACGAGUGCAGACGAUGGCAAUGCAAUUCAAGUCAUGUUCAAUCUCUAA
Andrographis paniculata is the source of this 1071-nucleotide messenger RNA. Its product is annotated as sorbitol dehydrogenase-like. The record is from RefSeq and is a predicted model, not a curated record. The transcript is spliced from 5 exons. Bases 28 to 1071 code for a protein of 347 amino acids. Lineage: Eukaryota; Viridiplantae; Streptophyta; Magnoliopsida; Lamiales; Acanthaceae. Gene Ontology annotation, molecular function: zinc ion binding; oxidoreductase activity, acting on the CH-OH group of donors, NAD or NADP as acceptor.